AUGGAAGAAGAAUUUGUUGAUUUAAAGAAGCCAGGACGAAGAACCAACAUAACAAACUUGCAUCAUUGUCACGUGGAAUGUUUUUACACUGUAUUGGAUAUGCAAAUUCAAGAGUUUAAUGAUCGUUUUGAUAAGAUAAACACUGAAUUGCUUGGUUGCACUGUGUCUUUGAUCCCUUUUGGUUCAUUCCACGAGUUUGACCAGUCAAAACUUGUGAGAUUAUCUGAGUUUUAUCUAGAAGAUUUUUGUUCUAUGGAGUUGAUAUCUCUUAAGCAUCAACUUGGUAUUUACAUCGACAAUAUCCGUGAAGAUAAAAGGUUUGCUGAUUUGGAGAGUCUUGGAGAUCUUGCACGUGUGAUGAUGGAGACAAAAAAACAUCUUUUGCAUCCUCUUGUUUAUCGAUUUCUGAAGUUGGUUUUAACUUUACCUGUUGUCACUCCUAUAGUCGAGAGAUGCUUUUCUGCGAUGAAAAUUGUGAAGACUACCUUACGAAACUGA
Messenger RNA from Camelina sativa (false flax), 498 nucleotides. Lineage: Eukaryota; Viridiplantae; Streptophyta; Magnoliopsida; Brassicales; Brassicaceae. The record is from RefSeq and is a predicted model, not a curated record.